Dermatophagoides pteronyssinus (European house dust mite) is the source of this 1152-nucleotide messenger RNA. RefSeq names its product RAS oncogene family member Rab3 (gene Rab3). The record is from RefSeq and is a predicted model, not a curated record. Gene Ontology annotation, molecular function: GTPase activity; GTP binding. NCBI's taxonomy places the organism in Eukaryota, Metazoa, Arthropoda, Arachnida, Sarcoptiformes, Pyroglyphidae.
UUCACUGAAAAUAUAAAAAUAUUCCAAAUUUUUAAUUUAUUUUUAACUAACAAAAAAAAAUAACAAGCAUUGAAUGCUUUUGAAGAGCUAAAAAAAAAAAACAAAAAUAAUAAUAAUAAUAAUAUCAUGAAUCAGGAUCAAAAAUGGCAAAAAGAUACGGUCGAUCAAAAUUUCGAUUAUAUGUUCAAAAUUUUGAUCAUAGGAAAUAGUAGUGUUGGUAAAACAUCAUUCCUAUUUCGUUAUGCUGAUGAUUCAUUUACAUCGGCAUUUGUCAGUACAGUUGGAAUAGAUUUUAAAGUAAAAACAGUUUUUCGUCAAGAUAAACGUGUUAAAUUACAAAUAUGGGAUACGGCCGGUCAAGAACGUUAUCGUACAAUAACUACUGCCUAUUAUCGUGGUGCAAUGGGAUUCAUAUUAAUGUAUGAUGUAACUAAUGAAGAAUCAUUUAAUUCAGUACAAGAUUGGGUAACACAGAUAAAAACAUAUUCAUGGGAUAAUGCACAAGUAAUAUUGGUGGGCAAUAAAUGCGACAUGGAAGAUGAACGUGUCGUUUCAUAUGAACGUGGUAAACAAUUAGCCGAUCAAUUAGGUUUAGAAUUUUUUGAAACAUCAGCCAAAGAAAAUAUUAAUGUUAAAGCUGUAUUUGAACGUUUAGUCGAUAUUAUAUGCGAUAAAAUGAGCGAAAGUUUGGAUUCUGAUCCAAAUGUUAUGAAUGCAUCGAAAGGUACACGUUUGGCCGAAAAUCCUAUGCCACAGAAUCAGAAUUGUAAUUGUUAAAAAAUAAAAAUUUCAUUCAUUUUUUUUCCUGUUGAAAAUUUUCAACAAACAAAAUUAAAAAAAUUGUUAGCAAGAAUUUUCAAUAUAAAAAAAAACACAAUUUAACAUCACAUACACCCAAACAAACAAGUAAAGUUGAUUUCCACCAAACUACGAAAAAAAAAUUACAAUUUUUCUUUUAUCAACACACACACACACACACCAAACUUCUAACACACAUAUAUAAAAAAAAAGUCCAAAUUGCAUUAUUACAAACAAAAAAAUUUUUUCCUACCUUAACAUCAAUUUUUUCUUUCGCUCGCUCGUUACAAAAAUUCCAACCAAAUUCAUCACUGUCAUCAUCAUCAUCAUUAUUCUCAUUACGAUAAGCGGAAA